This is a messenger RNA of Entelurus aequoreus (snake pipefish), 3185 nucleotides long. RefSeq names its product GPI-linked NAD(P)(+)--arginine ADP-ribosyltransferase 1-like. Gene Ontology annotation, molecular function: NAD+ poly-ADP-ribosyltransferase activity; NAD+-protein-arginine ADP-ribosyltransferase activity. Lineage: Eukaryota; Metazoa; Chordata; Actinopteri; Syngnathiformes; Syngnathidae. Bases 101 to 937 code for a protein of 278 amino acids. The record is from RefSeq and is a predicted model, not a curated record. The transcript has 4 exons.
UAUAUAUAUAUAUAUUUAUACAUAUGUAUAUAUAUAUUUACUUUUUUUUUUUUACAAAGAGAGCAUUUUGAGCAGACACCAAGGGGAGGAAGGAGAGAAGAUGUGGGACAAGAAGCAAGCGUCCCUCGCACUUGUGACCAUGGUGGUGGUCUGUGGCGCGGCGAGUGCAGCAAGACAACUAAACAUAGCCCCGGAUGCUGUGGACGACCUCUACCAAGGGUGCAGGGACGAGGUCAUGGAGCGCCUGAUCCACUCGGAGGUGCUGGGAAAAGAGCUGAGCGGCAACCCGGGCCUCAAGGCAGCGUGGAGCGACAAAUGCUCCACGCUCCUCCCGGGCGGUGUGAAGGAACAUACCGCCGCUCUCCUGGCCUACGCCAACGGGAACGCCUUCAAGAAGGCCUUCAACGACGAAGUGGAGACCACGGGAGCCAACGCCAGCACCUACGAGCGCAAUUUCCACUUCAAGUCCCUGCACUUCCUGCUCAUGGACGCCAUGAGGCUGGCGAAGCCGGCGACGUGCAGGAAUGUUUACCGCGUGUCCAGCGGCGACUACGCGGCGGAGAUGGGCGCCCCAGUGAGGUUCGGUAGAUUCACCACGGCGCACACGGACCUGUCGGUGAAGGAGGACGUGGACGACGGGGUCUACUUCAACAUCACCACCUGCUUCUUCGUCAGCCUGGAGGGCUUCUGCGGCCUGCAGGAGGACACCGCCAUCUUGUCCCCCGCGGAGGAGUUCACGGUGGUGGACGUCAAACAAGUCGACGACCACCAGGAGAUCGUUCUGAAGCAUUCCAAAAUGGAGGCUUUGCACAACUGCUACGGUUUCUCACGGGGGACGACGGCCCCGGUUGGCAAGGGGGCCGCAGCCGGCGUCGGCGCCCCCCGGGGGCUGGUGUUGGCCCUUGUGACCUUGCUGCUUUUUUCUUUAAACUGCUGACUCAACGCCAAUUAGCAUCCUCGCUUAGUACAGUGUUGCCUCGCCACUUCGUGGUUCACGUCCUGCGAUCCAUAGUACCGUAAUUUCCGGACUGCAGUGGGUCCGGGUUAUUUUUGCCUCAUCCCUCACUUAAAGCGUGAGUGAAGAAUGCACUACCGACCUGAUAAGUUCAAAAGAGUAAGAGAUGAUACAGUAUUAUGUGCUGACAUAUGCUACCUGGUGGUUGUUUGAGCACACUGCAGCUAGCCCUCGAUAGUCCCACUUCUUAGAGCUUUAGUCACACGCAGGAUUCUCACAGGAAUGAGGCAGAAAUACAACAUUAUCUACUGUACAACCCGCUUUACUUUAAUCCCCACUAGAGAUGUCCGAUAAAUGCUUUAAAAUGUAAUAUAGGAAAUUAUCGGUAUCGUUUUUUUUAUUAUCGGUAUCGUUUUUUGGUUUUUUUUUUAUUAAAUCAACAUAAAAAACACAAGAUACACUUACAAUUAGUGCACCAACCCAAAAAACCUCCCUCCCCCAUUUACACUCAUUCACACAAAAGGGUUUUUUCUUUCUUUUAUUAAUAUUCUGGUUCCUACAUUAUAUAUCAAUAUAUAUCAACACAGUCUGCAAGGGAUACAGUCCGUAAGCACACAUGAUUGUGCGUGCUGCUGGUCCACUAAUAGUACUAAACUUUAACAGUUAAUUUUACUCAUUUUCAUUAAUUACUAGUUUCUAUGUAACUGUUUUUAUAUUGUUUUACUUUAUUUUUUAUUCAAGAAAAUGUUUUUAAUUUAAUUAUCUUAUUUUAUUUUAUAUAUAUAUAUAUAUAUUUUUAAAUGGACCUUAUCUUCACCAUAACUGGUUGUCCAAAUUAGGCAUAAUAAUGUGUUAAUUCCACGACUGUAUAUAUCGGUAUCGGUUGAUAUCGGUAUCGGUAAUUAAAGAGUUGGACAAUAUCGGAAUAUCGGAUAUCGGCAAAAAGCCAUUAUCGGACAUCCCUAAUCCCCACCUUUUAGCCCUGCGCUUUAUACAACGUUGUGGUUAUUUUAUGGAUUUCUCCGGGUUCACAAGCUUCACGUGCCGCCAAAAAAUUUAGCCUCAUUACAUCAGACCAGUGUAAUUGCCCAACAGGUGACGGUGGACCAAUGAGAUUGUUCCCAUUACAUCCAACGCACUCACACAUCCAUUAAGUCAGCCAUUUAGCACUUAAUGGACUCACCGUCAUCGUGGAGCAAAAACGACCGAUUGCAAGUAACGCAGCCCCAAAUCCGAAGACGAUCGACACAUAAAAAAAACAAAAGUGGCGCCGCACUAAUGGGCCCCAAAAAGCCAGACGGAGGAUGUACACCGCGCCCAGUGACCACUGUAUGCCCUGGUACAGGCACUGUCUUUCGUUAAUGUUCAUGUUUCAAUGUGUACACCUGUGGUUUAUAGACAUGUGCGGCCAAUGUAUGUACAAAAUAAAAUGUGUCCAAAAAUUAGGUGGGUGCGGCUUAUAUGUAGGUGCGCUCUACAGCAGGCCUGGGCAAUUAUGUUUACAUACACUUGUAAAGAACAUAAUGUCAUGGCUGUCUUGAGUUUCCAAUAAUUUCUGCAACUUUAAUUUUUUUGUGAUAGAGUGAAUGGAGCACAUACUUGUUUGUCACAAAAAACAUUCAUGAAGUUUGGUUCUUUUAUGAAUUUAUUACGGGUCCAUUGAAAAUGUGACUAAAUACCCAGCAAUAUGUUUGGAGGAGAAAAAGUGAGGCCUUUAAUCCCAGAAACACCACGCCUACCGUCAAGAAUGGUGGUGGUAGUAUUGUGCUCUGGGGUUGUUUUGCUGCCAAUGGAACUGGUGCUUUACAGAGAGUAAAUGGGACAAUGAAAAAGGAGGAUUACCUCCAAAUUCUUCAGGACAACCUAAAAUCAUCAGCCCGGAGGUUGGGUCUUGGGCCCAAACACACGUCAAAAGUAGUAAAGGAAUGGCUAAAUCAGGCUAGAAUUAAGGUUUUAGAAUGGCCUUCCCAAAGUCCUAACUUAAACGUGUGGACAAUGCUGAAGAAACAAGUUCAUGUCAGAAAACCAACAAAUGUAGCUGAACUGCACCAAUUUUGUCAAGAGGAGUGGUCAAAAAUUCAUGCGAAGCUUGUGGAUGGCUACCAAAAGUGCCUUAUUGCAGUGAAACUUGCCAAGGGACAUGUAACCAAAUAUUAACAUUGCUGUAUGUAUACUUUUGACCCAGCAGAUUUGGUCACAUUUUCAGGAGACCCAUAAUAAAUUCAUAAAA